Molecule: messenger RNA, 5172 nt
Organism: Rhipicephalus sanguineus (brown dog tick)
Lineage: Eukaryota; Metazoa; Arthropoda; Arachnida; Ixodida; Ixodidae
Product: connectin
Exons: 3
Coding region: 138-1787 (549 amino acids)
Cellular component (GO): extracellular matrix
Molecular function (GO): protein binding
Source: RefSeq, a predicted model, not a curated record
CAGCGGCGGAUUUCUGCUCUCCUCGUCUCACGGAUUACUCGGUCCGCUGGACUACUGCUCCAGGCUCGCUUCGCCUUCGGCGCCUGUCGCACUGUUCGUGUUGGUGGUGCACGGUGGUUGGUGGCGAGAGUGGGGAAAUGUCCGGCGCGGCACUUUGCCGUCGGACGCUGCCCCCUCGUAGGGACGUAGUGAGGCCGGCGGAGCGGACCAUGCGGCGUGACCGGCCGUUCCUGUUUUUGCCGGCGAUGCUGCUGAGCGUUUACCUCAUCGCAUCAACAUGCACUUUCCCCUCCGUAGCCGGCGUCGAAUCGGAAGACGUGGUGCCGAACCUGUGUCGUCUCAUGGACCAACCCUUGUACUGUCGCUGCGACUCCGAGGACAUCCCGGACGACGCCACCGAGGUCUCUUGCUACGUCACGAGGCCCCUGACAGCGGACCACCCCGUAUUCAAGUCAUUCCAGAAAGACCUGUCCCUCGUCUCCCUGUCCUUCAACGCUUUCAACUUGGCUAACAAGCUGACCUUCGUGCCCUCCGAAGCCCUGAGACAGUUGACACAUCUGGAACGCCUGAAGUUCACCCAGUCGGAGCUGGGCGUGCUGAAAACGCGUUCCUUCUACAAUCUGUCUAGACUCGCGUGGCUGUCGCUCGAUUCGAACGCCAUAACCGACCUGGAGAACGAGUCUAUCGCUCAGAUGCCUCGUUUAAAGCGGCUCGAAUUGGGCGACAACAAGCUGAGCAGGGUACCCGCCGGGGCCCUGCGCGGUCUUCCAGCGCUGACGCAACUGUUCCUAGAGAGGAACGAGAUCAAGACCAUAGAAGACUUGGCCUUCGAGGAACUGACCGCCGUCAAGGAGGUGGACCUGAGUGACAAUGCGAUCGAGAACCUGACAGACCGCACGUUCAAGGGAUUGUCGAGCGCCAUCCGGCUCGACCUUUUCCGGAACAAGGUGCAGAGGCUCGAGGCGCGGGUGUUCAGUGGGAUGCCGCAGCUGGUCGAGCUAGACUUGAAGUACAACGGCGUCACCGAGGUGGACCCACUAGCGUUCCACGGCCUGCCCCAACUGAGCAUCCUGUACCUGUCACACAACCGCCUCCGCAUUCUGCCCGCGCAGAUGUUCAUGGGCGCGCCCAACCUGAUCACUGUGGACCUGUCGCAGAACCAGCUGCUCACGCUUACCUGGAGGACGGUCCAGGACUUGCGGAAGAUCGACUCCGAGUCCUUCGACAUGAGCCUCACCGGCAACAAGUUCGGCUGCGACUGCCGCCUGGCGUGGAUCCUGCACCUGGAGAAAGCCACGCGCAACGAGAAGUUUCGGCGCGAGCUGCGGCACGUCAAAUGCAGCUUCGAACAGACGCCGGCGCCGGGCAACCUGAGCAGCGGUACCAAGGUGGCCAGACUCAGCCUCAAGGAUCUGGGAUGUCCCGACAACUACGAGCCGCCCGAGCUGCCUUCUUCUCUGCGCGACAAAAAGGGGCCUCUGUCCGCUUUCGCCGGAAAAGGUGGUAAACAGAGCUCCGGCGACGACAACGGAAGCAACAAAAUCGUCGAGCGACCCCCACAGUCUCCGGUCGAGGACGUCCACCAAGGAGGACAGAGGACGGGAGAUGGCAAAGACGUCGAGAACGAAGUCGAAGUCGCCCUCAGUCAGCAGAAGGCCGCUCCCAGUGAAGCCGUACUUCGACGCAAUCGCGACAGGAACUCUGCGGCGUCCUGGGUCCGCUCGAAUAAGACUGUGUCGUGGCUGUUAGUCUGUGUCACACUAGCGCUAGUCAAGGGAUCGAGGUGACGCCCAGGGUGAUUCGUGAAGAACGUACAUGAACGAGUGUGGUGUCACUUUGUUCACUUUUUUGUUUUUGCGAGUGUUUAGUAGUUAUCGUCCGAGAAAUGUUUUUUUUUUUUUGUUGCAGAACAGACCCGCUAUUUGCCCACGAACACGCUGUGAUGAUGAUGAUGGGGUUGCAGAGUAUCGACCAAGGACAGGGCAAUCUUUGGUCGCGUGUUGAUAGCGUUGUCAAGAUCGGGAGCACCAGGCGAGAAACUGGGCUUACUCGCUUGCAUCUGGCCCCAAGAACUCUUCCUGUAGUUUCGUUUCACUGUCUGUAGCACACGCAAAUAAUAUGUGCUGUUGAACUCUCUGCACGAGCGCCUAAGUGUCAUGCGAAGUUGAGCAUCCCAUCAUUGCGCGUGAAAACAUUUAUCCUCCUGUACCUUGCCUUAACUUUUCGCCUUUUUCCGCUUCUUCAUUUACAUUCUUCUAAGGACUCAGAAGAAGUCUAAAGUGAAUCCCUCAUUCAAAAAAAAUUGUCUUCAUACGCCUCAAUUCUUUCUCAUUCAUCAUAUUCACAUUUCCUUACAGCAGGGCCUCUAAAAAGCACUCGUCUAAGCACAUGCCUGUAAGUUCACAUUAUAAUCGGACUGUUCAGCGAAUAUCUGUAGGGGUCAGUUUUAGUCUAUUAGGCAGAUAAGUACUAAUAUAUAUGCAGGCUGAGGCAGUGUUGUACCAAAUUGGCGAUUGACUUUUCAUGGCAUUGUAGGGGAUCGCAGUUUUUUUGUGUUAUACACCAGGCAGAGAGAAAUUAACCAAGAAAGUUACGACUCCACAAGCACUGCAAUUUAUUUUGUGAGUUAUUGCUCUUGAAUUGGCAAAGACUAUUUCCGAAGUACGUAUUUACUGCGUCUGUGUGUAAAGCACAGAAAUAUAGUGGUUGAGUGACAUUACAUUAUGAAGUACUAAAAUAAAUAAAUUGCCCUCAUGGCCGAUCAGGAACCGCCACAAGUGCCACUAACUCGUCAAGAUAAGAAGACUUCAGCGCGGAUGUUACACGCGAACAUUGAGGAGCAGCGGUUAUUACACUGAACGCGAAUAAUAAACAGAGGAAGCGUUGCGUGCCACGUGAAGAAAGGCGCGGGAAUCGCUUCCUCGCUUUCUUUCUUUUUUCUUGGUGGGGGGGGGGGGGCACCUGAUUUGCUUGCCUGAUCAGAUUGCUAAGCGGUCGCCGUACGUAAAGCAUCAACAGCAGUCACCUUUAAAUGAGUACUUCUCAGUUACAAAUAUGAGUCAUCUCGGUAUCAGAGAUCUCAUGAAUUUUUUGUACAUGCAUCUUGUCUCAGCCUCUUUACCGAUGGGUAACCAAGAAAAAGAGAGCAAGAAUACAGGAAAGGCAGGGAGGUUAACUAGACUACGUCCAGUCUGAUACCCUACACAUGGACAGGGUAACCAAACCUCACGUUUUAAAGAGCGCCUCUCAUCAUCUCUUCGCCAUCUUCGAUAUGUCAUGUUUUAAUGCUUCUCAUCCACUUUAAAGUUCUUUUGCGGUGAAUGACGCGUAUUUUUGCAACAUCCCAUGCUAUACUGCUGUACAAAAACGUGUUAUCGCUCUAACUACAGCUCUUGUAAGCAAGACCAUUCUUCGUGAACAGCAUUAUUAGCGCACAUUUAAUGGCCAUCUCAUAAACAUCGCUUCCUUCUGAUACACCAUGAGCCCACUGCAGUGAAAUAUUUGCAGUAGGUGACGUAUGAUUUGACCACUGCGAGAUAAACCACCCCUAAGUCCCCCCAGCUACUGACCUUGGGGAAGUGCUGAGCCGUAUACGUCCUUUAUGCGCUGUAUGAACAGCGACUGGCCGGUGACCCCGUAUUCUGGAGAUCGAGGCUCUGAAUAACGCGUUCAUGCGCGCACAGUUUCCUCCUUGUAACUCAUGGCUCAGCCAUGUGAGGCCGCACUGCAGCCAUUACAGUGACUCAAUUGUAACGCUCAUGUAAACGUGCAGGCACCGAAGGUAAAACAGGAACUCGAAAAUUAACAUCGGAAGUGGCCAAAUUUUCAGGACUAGAGACCAGCGUUGUGUUACUUUCGCUGACUUCAACUCUAUCGUGCAGCACACCGCCUUCCGUAGACAAAGACUGAAUGUACUGCUUCCUAUUGACAUACGUGCCAAGCACCACUGUGUUUUCCGUUCCUGCCUAGUUGUCUCGUUUGCGUUUCAUUUUUCAGUGAUCAUUUGUUUGGAAACCACGAGAUCCAACACAUACAUAUUUAUCAACUCAAUGGCGGUCACGCCUGCGGUACGCAGUCUAUAACUAUGUCAUUGAGCAGAGUGUUUUUUCGGGUAUUGUUGCGUGACUGUGCGGAAACUCUCUGCCUUGCCUCUGCACGUCAUGUAUUCGUCCCUGCACAUGAAAGCGAGGGUAUGAAUUCACCUGUUCCUUGUUGCUGAAUGAAUGAGAUUAAUGUCGCUUACACGCGCCGGGUAUGUUGUGGCUUUCAUUGUUCGCCUCCACGGCAUGCCCUGUUUUACGGAAAUAACGUAUGCGCUGUUUCAAACACACUCCGUCAAAUCAUCACUGGUUGUCGAAUACUGACGAAUUUUCAACCGACAAGUUAGUUUGAGGCGCGUGCUACGUGAACACGAACAUCUUCACUAUCUACCGCAUGGGCAACAGCUCCGCAUGCUUCAACUCGACCUGCAUAAGCCAUACCUUAUUCCACACUCUCACUUUCGCCAUCGUUCGGUUGUUAUUUGAAUUGUCACGUUAGCUGCUUGAAGAGAAAGCACUGUCAGUGCCGUCGUUCACGUUGAAGCCUUGUGCGGUGUGAAAAAGGUAUGCUUGAAGCAAGCGGAAGUGAUGGUGUGGUGCAGCUUACGUCAGAGUUAAAUUAUUGUUCUCGCUAUCCUUUUUGGCGCACCUGGCUCCGCUGACAAGUAAAGCACUUGAAUAUGGCGUCACUCUUGCAAUGGUAACGCGCCGAUACUGUUUGAGAUGAUGAUGGUUAUGAAGUGCUGACAUUAAGGUUUUCAGAAAUUAAGUUAAUGCGAUGAACUUGGCACCAAAAGGCGUAUGGGUACGCCGGUAUCGCUGUUUUGCGGUCUUAUAUUUAAGGAGUAAUUGUUGCUUGUACAAUACGAGUGUUUUCUUCCCGUGUCACCGGAUUUCGUUCCCUUCGAUGGCCGUGUGUUUCCGUUCUUCCUCCGGUGGUCACGACUGCUCGAGUCAUUGUGAAUUGUUGUGUAUGUAAACAUGAUAUCGUUGUCGACUGACACACGAGUCUGCCUGCAAGAUGAAAAAGGGAGCGAUGGAAGAGAGUAUUUUAGUGACACUGAAAUGACAGUUACGUUCUGUAUGAUACUGCGUUGACAAUAAAUGAUGCUGUUGUGCCAGCGCAACACAC